AUGCAGUUCGGUAAAACGCUCGGAACUGCAUGCAGUACAUUCGCCAUCACCAACAUUGACGAUAUCUUCAUCUUGGUUACCUUCUUCGCCGAGGCGUCCACCAGCAACACACUCACGCCCCUCAAAAUCACCAUCGGGCAAUAUGUCGGAUUUACUAUCAUCAUGGUCAUCUCCAUGAUUGGCUUCGGCGCUUCACUCGCCCUUCCUUCUGAGCCAAUUGGCUUCCUUGGUCUACUUCCUGGAUUGCUGGGAAUCUGGAAGCUUCUCGAGUUGAUCAUUCCUUACGAAGAAGAAGAAGAGGAAGAGGCUCCAAGUUUCUCUGGUACCAAGAGUGUCUUGAAGGUUGCGACAAUCAGUGUGAUAAAUGGAGGCGACAACAUCGGAACUUAUAUCCCUCUCUUUUCUCAAACCAAAGGUGUUGAGAUAGCUGUCUAUGUCGUCACGUACUACAUCCUGCUGGGGUUACUUUGCCUUGUUACGUAUCUGGUCAUGAAGCAUAAGCAUAUCCUCAGGGUCGUCGAGAAAUAUGCACAGCUGGUGAUCCCGUUCUUAUACAUGGGUUUAUGUAUCUUCAUCAUCGUUGACUCCGAAUGCUACCCUUGGUUCAUUGAAUGGAUCGACAAUUCAAUAUCCUCACACCCUGGAACAGUAAUUCUCGCUGUUGUAACGGUGUCUGUUAUCCUGCUUUGUGGGGGAGCCAUGCUGUGGCAUCGACUGCGAAAAAAGACCAAGCAGGCGAGCGACAUCGACAAGUCGCCUCAAUCUCCACCCACAAGGGCGGCCCAUCAAUGCCCGGAGAAUGAUGAAGGGUUGCGAUCGGCAGAGGAGGCUGGAAUCGAAGAUGGCCAAGAAAUUGCCGAGGAGCCAGAGUCAAGUAAUGGUGAACGGGAUAGGUCAAAGUAUGGGACUUUCGCCAAGGACAACUAG
Molecule: messenger RNA, 927 nt
Organism: Fusarium pseudograminearum CS3096
Lineage: Eukaryota; Fungi; Ascomycota; Sordariomycetes; Hypocreales; Nectriaceae
Exons: 1
Coding region: 1-927 (308 amino acids)
Source: RefSeq, a predicted model, not a curated record